GCAUGUAAGCACGGACCAAGACGGGAAGACAGACUUGGCAGUGGGUGCAUUCAUGGUGGCCAUGUAACAAAUACAAGAUAAUGCACGGCAUGAAGGUCGAGUCCAUGUGUGUGAAGUCCGUGUAUCCAUCAUCACUUCUUGGGUGCGGACAGUAGGCUUUCGAGUUGGUCCUUGAGUUGCUUGUUGGUCUUUUUGAGGAACUCCACCUCCUCACCGUGCUUGGACUCCUCCUGCCACGCACACAUCAAUCAAACCCAGCGAUUCACACCAACACACACAUGACUGACAGAGACACCAGCAACUGAUGCCACCUCGCCUCUCUACCUCUGCCACUCUCUCUGCUUUUUUCUCUCUCUCUCUCUCUCUGUGUGUGUGUGUGUGUGUGUGUGUGUGAGGUGGUUUCCACCUGACCUCUUGUCGUUUCUCUUCAUAUGACUGUUCCACCUGGACGAUCUUCUGCUGGAGCCUCUCGACCUCCUCCUGCAGGUCCUUGUUCGUCUGCAUCAACCCCUUGAUACGGUCGUCGUGCACCGUGCGUCGCUGCUCCGCUUGCAGCGCCUGCAGAGAGACAGACAGACAGACACACACAAACAGAGAGGGAGGAGGGAGACACCAUCCGCCCGCCCCCAAGGGAAAAGGAAAAGCCUCCGCGUCCAUUUCUCUGCCUGACGCUGACCUUGCGCAUGCCGAAGGCGAUGGACGACUCAUACAGCGACUGGUAGGCCGCAAUGGUCAUGCGAAUCUCAUCCCGCACCCGCAGCAGCAAGAGGCCCCUCUCCGCACAGAUGAUGGUCACCUGGCGGAUGAGCUCGUCGAAGCACUGGGCAUAGAGCUCCUCCCGGAUGGGGCAGAUGCCCGUCUCCCGCGCCUGCCGCUGCUGCAGCCGCUUGUCCAGCUCCUCCUGCAAAUUGAUGACGUCCGAGCGUGUGGCGGGAGUGCUCGAGACGUACUGCACCCACAGCUGGUCGUCCUCGGUCCAUUCGCGGGGCGGGAGGAUGGAGUUGAGGAUGUCCUCCGUCUGGGAGGUGUUCGGCGGCUUCUCCACGGGCUUGGCGGUGGCGCCCUUCUUGCCUUUGCCCUUCUUGUCUUUGGAGGACGUGCUCACCAGGAUGGGCGUGUUGUACUUGAUCAGAGACGACUGCAUGUUGACUGACUGAUGGGCGGAUGGCUGGAGG
This is a messenger RNA of Vitrella brassicaformis, 1175 nucleotides long. NCBI's taxonomy places the organism in Eukaryota, Vitrellaceae. The record is from the annotation of a GenBank genome assembly.